UGUGUGAAGAAGCAGCCUGGGAACAGUGAGGGCAUUAGGACCAGGAGCGAGGCUGGGCUUGGCUCGGGCUGCGUCUGGCACAGGGCUCAGGGCUGAGCGGAGCAUGUGUGAAAGGAAAUCAGGCGCUGCCUGCCGGCUUCGCAUCUGUUGAUCUGACCCGACUUGAGGCGUCCAAAGGAGGAUGGCCGUCGGCCGCUGCUGGACGGGGACUCCACAGCUCCCCCGGACGUCUGCCCAUCCUUGCAGAGAGCGAAAGGCACCCAUGGGACCAUGCACCUGAGCAGCGCGGAGUCAUCAUUGUUCUCCCAAAGAGAAUAGCAGGGCGACAGGAGAACGGGCAGUUGCAUGUGAAAUCCCCGUGCGUGGGUUUUCAGGAAGCAAUUACAGAAAUCCAGCCAGAGAGCCUUGGGUGGGACUUGGGUCCUGGGGCUUUCUGAUUGCGGGUGCAAACAGGUCCCAUACACGGCAGCUGGCCAACGCGAGGUGGGGGGAAAGAAGCAGGGUGAGGGACUGGCAAAAACCCUCCAGGUGGAACAAGCAACUGGAAAACCACUGCAAGCUGCAAGGAGCCCAGAGAGGGGCAAGACCGUGAACUUGAACAUGACCUGUUGCACUUGGCAAGUCCUAGCACCAUGCUGCUGAGAAAGCGGUACCGGCCGGGGCCUCGCCAGCGACUCCAGUUCCUCCUGCUGCUGCCGGUGCUGGGCUGCAUGCUGGUGAUGGCAGCCAUGCUGCACCCUCCCACGCACACCAACCGCCACCCUGGCACGGCCCCGGCCAGCCAGCGCAGCCUGGAUGCUGGGGACCGCCUGCACUUUGGGGACUCCCAGGAGUGGGUGCUGGAGGCUGAAGCCGAGGGUGAAGAGUACGGCCCCCUGGAGGGGCUGCCGCCCUUGAUCUCCCUGCGGGAGGAUGAGCUGCUGGUGGCCGUGGCCUCCCCCAGGGCCAGAAGGAACCAGAGCCGCGGCAGGAGAGGGGGCAUCUACCGGCUCAUCAAGCAGCCUCGAAGGAGGCAGGACGAGGGAGCCCCAGACAGAGACUGGGGGGCCGAGGAGGAGGACGGGGAGGUGUCUGAAGAAGAGGCCCUGAGCCCACUGGGCCUGGACCCACGUGGCCUCAGCGAGGCCCUCAGCGCGCGCCUGCCCCUGCAGAGGGCCCUGCCCGAGGCCCGGCACCCGCUCUGCCUGCAGCCGCCGCCAGAGGGCAGCCUGCCCACGGCCAGCGUCAUCCUGUGCUUCCACGACGAGGCCUGGGCCACCCUCCUGAGGACCGUGCACAGCAUCCUGGACACAGCGCCCCGGGCCGUCCUGAAGGAGGUCAUCCUCGUGGACGACCUCAGCCAGCAAGGACAGCUCAAGUCUGCUCUCAGCGAGCACGUGGCCAGGCUGGAGCGAGUGAGGCUGCUCAGAAGCAACAGGAGGCUGGGCACCGUCGGGGCCCGAAUGCUGGGGGCCGCCAGGGCCACCGGGGACGUGCUGGUCUUCAUGGAUGCCCACUGCGAGUGCCACCCCGGCUGGCUGGAGCCCCUCCUCAGCAGAAUAGCCGGCGACAGGAGCCGUGUGGUGUCUCCGGUCAUAGACGUGGUGGACUGGAAGACUCUCCAUUAUCAACCCUCCCCGGAGCUGCAGCGUGGGGUGCUGGACUGGAGGCUGGAUUUCCGCUGGGAGCCUUUGCCGGAGCACGCGCGGAAAGCCCUCCAGUCCCCCAUCAGCCCUAUCAGGAGCCCUGUGGUGCCCAGAGAGGUGGUGGCCGUGGACAGACACUACUUCCAAAACACUGGCGCGUACGAGCCCCUCAUGUCUCCAAGCGGUGCUGAAAACCUCGAACUGUCUUUCAAGGCCUGGCUCUGUGGUGGCUCCGUUGAGAUCCUGCCCUGCUCCCGGGUGGGCCACGUCUAUCGCGACUGGGAGGCCCACUCCCCGCUCGACCAGGAGGCGGCGCUGCGGAGCAAGGUCCGCCUCGCUGAGACCUGGCUGGGCUCCUUCAAAGACACCUUCUACAGGCACUGCCCAGAGGCCACGUCCCUGAGCCAGAGUGAGAAGCUGGACUGCCCGGAGCGCUUGCAGCUGCAAAGGAGACUGAGCUGCCGGACAUUCCACUGGUUUCUGGCCAACAUCUACCCCGAGCUGUACCCAUCGGAACCCAGGCCCAGGUUCUCGGGAAAGCUCCACAACGCCGGCCUCGGCUUCUGUGCAGACUGCCCGGCGGAAGGGGACAUCUUAGGCUGUCCCGUGAUGCUGGCCCCUUGCAAUGACAGCCGGCAGGAACAGCGCUUGGAGCACACCAGCAGGAAGGAGAUCCACCUGCACAGCCCGCGGCACCUGUGCCUGGAUGUGAGGCGAGAGCAGGUGCUCCUUCAGAACUGCACCGGGGAAGGCCCUGCCGUCCACGCGCAGCACUGGGACUUCCAGCAGAACGGGGUGAUUGUCCACGUUCUUUCUGGGAAAUGCAUAGAAGCUGUGGCGCACGGAAUCCAUAAGGAGCUGCACCUGCGUCCGUGUGACGGCAAAGCCAGCCAGCUGUGGCGAUUUGACCAGGUCAGCGCCGUGGAUGAACGGUGAACGCCGUGACAGAGGAAGGGAGAAUCCCGGGGAAAACUCAAGGACCCUGCGUGUUUCAGGAAGUGGAAACUCCGUGGAAGAAUAUAGAAAAGUCUCUCCUUUUCACACCUGAUCCUGUUGGUUGCUUGCUGUUUAACAAAAAGAUGGAAAAUGGAUUCAUCGUCUUCAUCGCUGGGAGGCGAUCAUUCUUCAUACAGGAGAUUUUUUGUUUUCCCACUGAGGGUCCAACGUUUGCUUGGAUUUCUGAGAAGGGAAAAUCCCUGCACGUUCUUGGCAGCACCUCCAGCGCACCGUCCAGCGGGUCAGUUUGUUUGUCUUCUAAGAGUCCUAUCUUGGAUUGUCCGUGGCCAAGGAAGGAAGAGGAUAGCACAGCCCAGCAUUGCAUUGCAAAGCCUCGGAUUGGUCUUAUUGGCAGGAGGCUCAUGCUCAUUGGAAGGGACGGUGCAGAGAGGAGAGGAGUAAGGAUGGAGAGAGGACGCAAGAGGGCGUCAGCCCGGUUCUCCAGCUCAACCCAGCCUUGCAAAGACUUUUCUGUUCCCUCGGAACUUUCCACCUGCGCUAGCCCCUCUCCAGCAGGGGUCGCCAUAACCACACUCCCCUGCAGGUGGCGCAAAGGGGUUCCCAGGUGAGAGGCGCUCCUCGUGCUUUGGCGGCAUGGACACAACCAGAAUUAGCAGCCUUUGCGAAGCGACAGACCUCCCUGGGAGGGGAAUGCCAGGGUCGGAGCCAAAACUCCUGAGAGGAGAAAAGAGUUGGGUGCUAAUGUCGCGGUGGGGGGGAGGGCGUGGCCUUUUGCACCCUCUCUGAGUGCACAGCACUGGUUUGGGACACCCCCAAAUGUGCCUACACUCGCGGAUGUGGCAAGAGCAUACCUCAACUAGAGCAGACGGCAUUAACAAGAGCUGGCUGGCGCUCCUCGCUGGGACCUGGCCUGCCUCUUUCAGUAAGACUUGCUGAGAGCAACUGGCACUGCUAUUGAGAGCACCGCUCAAGCCCAUUUCUCUCCCCAAGGGAGUUAGCGCUCCACAUGGCCAGCUUAGAAGCCUCCUCUCCUUACGGCUGCCUCAGGACACAGCAUGUUUCAAAUGAGGAAAGCAAGGUAGCAGUGUGAAUUUCCAAACAGUAGUUGUGGGAAUUCUGUAUCCAUUCUCCACCUGCUAAGUCCAUGGCCCACUGCGAUUAUCCCUCCUUAGAACACAGCUAGACCAGUGCAGGCUAAACAGCAGCCACUGACAAAUUGUGUCCAUUUCAAUAGCAGUUCCAUACAAAUUUUAAAAGCAAAAGUGCCCGGAUUGCACUGGCCGCAUUUGGAGCACUCCAUAGCUGCACAUGGUUAUUGCACUGGACAGCACAGACACAGAACGUUCCAACAGCAGCCGCUGGUCACCUGGACAGUCCCAGCUAAUGGAGUCAACAUCCCAUCUAGAGAAGAGACUUCAGCCUCUGUCUUCUCACUUUGGCUCUGUCCUAACACAAAUUCCCCUAACAUCCUGAGGCUGAGAUGGAGCUAAAAAUCCUCAGACAGCCACCUUGUAAAGAUACUAAUGGUUGGGGCCAGCAUGGUGGCGUAGUGGGUAAAGCCACCACCUACAAUGCCUGCGCCGAUUUGUGUCCCAGAUGCUCCGAUUUCCAUCCAGCUCCCUGCUAAAGGCCUGCUUAGGACAGUGGAGGAUGGCCCAAGUGCUUGGGCCUCUGCUACCCACACAGGAGACCUGGAAGAAACUCCUGGAUCCUGGCUUUGGCCUGGCCCUGCCUGGGCCAUUGCAGCCAUCCGCGGAGUGGACUAGCAAAUGGAAGACCUAUCUGUCUCUGUCUCUGCUUCUGCCUCUCGCGGUAACUCUGACUUUUGAAUACAAUUAAAUCAAUCCUUUAAAAAAAGAUAUUAAUGGUUGAAGGAUAAAAAUUAAACAAGACCUCUAUUUUUUAAUGAACCUUGAUUUUGGCGUUGUGGGUAUUUGAUGUUGCUGGAGUAAAUUAAUAUAAUUAAAUAAAAGACUGAAUUCAA
This is a messenger RNA of Oryctolagus cuniculus (rabbit), 4566 nucleotides long. RefSeq names its product polypeptide N-acetylgalactosaminyltransferase 15 (gene GALNT15). Gene Ontology annotation, biological process: protein O-linked glycosylation. The record is from RefSeq and is a predicted model, not a curated record. Lineage: Eukaryota; Metazoa; Chordata; Mammalia; Lagomorpha; Leporidae. Gene Ontology annotation, cellular component: Golgi apparatus. Gene Ontology annotation, molecular function: polypeptide N-acetylgalactosaminyltransferase activity.